Paramecium primaurelia is the source of this 685-nucleotide messenger RNA. Lineage: Eukaryota; Ciliophora; Oligohymenophorea; Peniculida; Parameciidae. The record is from the annotation of a GenBank genome assembly.
AUGUUGUAUAUAAAUACUUAAUUUGUAGUUCCACUAUAAAGAUAACAAUCUUUAUAAAUAGCGAAUGUUGUUCCUAAUAUGUAAGUGCAUGUAGUUGCAGCAUUGAAUUCAUCAAAAUAAACCUUCAGAUGUAAAUUUUACUCCUGAUUAAAGCAUUUCCUAACAGGUAAUAUAUAAGGCUUCCCUGGUGCUCCUAAAUCGCAAUCUAUUAGAGAGGUAGAAUGUUAUUUACUUUAGCAAUAAAAGUCUAUACAUGAGCUAUGAAAGCACAUUUUUUCUAAUUGCGUAAAUUUUGCUUAAACCAUAUUUUUAUUUAUCAGAAUCAUAAGUGGUUGGAAAUACAUAUGAAUCACAAACACCAACAUCCUUACAUUAAGUCGGAGCUCCUCCUGCUUUACAAUACAUUAUUUUAUCAGGUAAAUAAAAUGAUUAACAAAAUUCUACCUCUAAAGCUGCUGAUAACCCUAAAUCUGUAUGUACUUUAUUGAUACAGUCAUUAGUUGCAAAUACACCUGUUUCUGAUGCACAACAUUUAGUAUAAUUUUAGAUACGUCCAGUAAUGUAAUUAUCACAAUCUCUUUAACUAGUAAGUGAAGGGAUAUCUGCACAUAUUGCACCAUUAAAAACAAUAAUGAAUGUUGUAGCUGUAUUUAUACAGAAUUUAUUACUAUCUUUGGUUGGUUGG